Messenger RNA from Limanda limanda (common dab), 552 nucleotides. Its product is annotated as ras-related protein Rap-2a-like. Gene Ontology annotation, cellular component: plasma membrane. Lineage: Eukaryota; Metazoa; Chordata; Actinopteri; Pleuronectiformes; Pleuronectidae. Bases 1 to 552 code for a protein of 183 amino acids. Gene Ontology annotation, molecular function: GDP binding; GTP binding; GTPase activity. The transcript has 2 exons. Gene Ontology annotation, biological process: negative regulation of cell migration; Rap protein signal transduction. The record is from RefSeq and is a predicted model, not a curated record.
AUGCGGGAGUAUAAGGUGGUGGUGCUGGGCAGCGGCGGCGUGGGCAAGUCCGCCCUCACCGUGCAGUUCGUCACCGGGACCUUCAUCGAGAAGUACGACCCCACCAUCGAGGAUUUCUACAGAAAGGAGAUCGAGGUGGACUCGUCCCCGUCCGUGCUGGAGAUCCUGGACACGGCCGGGACCGAGCAGUUCGCCUCCAUGCGGGACCUGUACAUCAGGAACGGCCAGGGCUUCAUCCUGGUCUACAGCCUGGUGAACCAGCAGAGCUUCCAGGACAUCAAGCCCAUGAGAGACCAGAUCAUCCGGGUCAAGAGGUACCAGCAGGUGCCCGUGGUGCUGGUGGGCAACAAGGUGGACCUGGAGGAGGAGCGGGAGGUGUCGCCCAGCGAGGGCCAGGCGCUCGCCGAGGACUGGGGCUGUCCCUUCAUGGAGACGUCGGCCAAGAGCAAGACCAUGGUGGACGAGCUGUUCGCCGAGAUCGUCCGGCAGAUGGACUUCUGCCCGCUGCCGGACCGGAGGGAGGCGUGCUGCCCGGCCUGCAGCGUCCAGUAG